UCACUUCCUGUAUCAGGUGCAUGCAUGUGUGCGUCAGGAGUUGGCGUCCCAGUGCAUGAUAGGAUGGCCAGGGGUCUCUGGACUGAAAUAUUCACUUGAAGAACAUUGGGACAACUUUCAAAGUUUACCUGACAUCAGGGAAAUUUUUAACCUGUGGCCACAGGGACAAAGUCCUCUUAUUUUCUCUUUUACUUUCUCUCAUUCACUCUCCUUCCUCAGUUUCCCUCUGCCGGAGCGGUUGGAUUACCUGAUCAGGUGGAUGGCUCAAAACGCAACCUGACACGACAAAGCCCUCCAACCACAAAGAUUCAGUAAAGCUUCGACACAAUUACACAAUGAGUGAUCAGGAAGAGGGGGGUGCUGUGGCGAUGCCCAUUUGCGGUGCAACAGGAGUCAGUCCCACGUCCCCUCCUCCUGACCUUUGCCAUGUCUGUGGACAACGGCACCUACAGGAGGAGAACCAUGAAUAUUCCUAUAAAGAGGAGGUGGAUGAUGACCUUAUGUGCCACAUCUGCCUUCAGCCUUUGAUCCGGCCACUGGACACCCCCUGUGGACAUACCUAUUGCCAGGAGUGCCUGACAAACUUCCUGCUGGAGAGCGACUUCUGCCCGGUGGACCGCACUCCCCUGAUGCUGCAGACCUGUCGCAAGUCCAGCCUGCUGGUGCACAAGCUGCUGGAUAAACUGAUGGUGUCCUGCCCCUUUACCGAACACUGCACUGAAGUGAUGCCGCGGGGAGAAAUGGAGGGACACAUCAGGAGCCGGUGUAAAGGAGCGUCACACUAUGGGCUCUCUGCAGAGAGAAAGCGGCGUUCUCAGGAGGGAGACUGCACAGACAGCACCUCAGAGCUCACUUUGGCGGCACUGCCCGGGGAGGGAUGCCCCUCCUCUGCUAUCGCUCUCCUAUCAGAUGAGCCCGGCCUGGUUAACCCCGCCUAUGAGCCCAGUGUGGAAGAUAACAGCCAAUCUGGGAGCACCACCAGCCUGGCAGCACGCAGUGGUUCAAGGAAGAGUGAGUAUCGCAACUUUGACAGAACGUCAGUGCGUAGUCGCUCUUUUCGCCGCCUGAAUCGAGCCUUCAGUGUCCUGAGGAGGACCAAGAGUGGGACAGCAGUGGCCAAUGAGGCCACAGAGGAGCAAGACAACCUCAGAAAUGCCAACAUACCACCGGAGGUAUUUGCAUUACCUCAGCUGCAUCAUCUAAUCCCUGAUGGUGAAGUCACCAGUAUUAAGAUCACCAGGGUAGAUCCUUGUGAACCACUGGCUAUCAGCAUUGUCGGGGGCAAUGAGACGCCUCUGGUUCGCAUCCUCAUUCAGGACAUCUACAGAGAGGGUGUCAUCGCUCGGGAUGGAAGACUGCUACCUGGAGAUAUGAUCCUCAAGGUCAAUGGUAUAGACAUCAGUAACGUGCCUCACUGUUAUGCUGUGGCGGCUCUGAAGCAGCCCUGCACACUGCUGCGGUUGACCGUUCUGCGAGAGCAGCGCCACCGUUACCAUUCCCAUCAUCACUCUCCCACCGAGGCCUUCCCCACCCACACCCCCACCAUCCGGGACGACAGCCUGCAUGUGGUCCUCGUUAAGAGGGCUCCAGAUGAACAGCUGGGCAUCAAGCUGGUGCGCAGACCUGACGAACAUGGCGUCUUUAUCUUCCACCUGCUGGAGGGGGGUCUGGCCGCCCGCGAUGGGAGGCUAAGGGUAGACGACCGCGUGCUGGCCAUCAAUGGCCAUGACCUGAGAUACGGCACCCCUGAGCAUGCAGCACUGCUUAUUCAGGCGAGUGAGGACCGCGUCCACUUCAUUGUGUCCCGCCAGACUCACAUCCCUACUCCGGACAUACUACAGGAGGCGCCGUGGAACAUGGAGGGACCACCGCCCUACUCGCCUGUGGAUAUUGAGCACUCUUUACUGGUGGGUUUCAUGAGCAUAAGCCGCACACACUCUUUAUUUCCCGUCCCUCUGCACCGCUUUACUAAACAUUCUCUUAUUGAGGAAAAAGAUCUGAAAGCCUAUUACUUCUACAUCAAAGAUUCAAGCAAUCAGCCAGCUCACACACGCACGCAUCUAUAUUGCUGUAAAGACAUUGUCCUCCGUAGGAGCACGUCUGGCAGUCUGGGUUUCAGUAUUGUGGGUGGACAAGAAGAACUCAACUGUAACCAGUCCUUCUUUAUCCGCUCUAUCGUAGAGGGCACACCGGCCUACAACGACGGCAGGAUACGCUGUGGAGACAUCCUGCUGGAGGUGAACGGGAAGAGCACUUGGGGAAUGACACACACGGCUCUAGUCCACCUGCUCAAGGAGCUGAGGGGUCGGAUCACUCUCACCAUCGUUUCUUGGCCUGGAAUGUCCUUGGUGAAUAAUUUGUUGAUUUAUGUAUGUCUGCUGAAUGACAAUAAAAUUAACCUCGACUUUUCUGUCCAUUCCAGGCAUCUAUAUUGCUGUAAAGACAUUGUCCUCCGUAGGAGCACGUCUGGCAGUCUGGGUUUCAGUAUUGUGGGUGGACAAGAAGAACUCAACUGUAACCAGUCCUUCUUUAUCCGCUCUAUCGUAGAGGGCACACCGGCCUACAACGACGGCAGGAUACGCUGUGGAGACAUCCUGCUGGAGGUGAACGGGAAGAGCACUUGGGGAAUGACACACACGGCUCUAGUCCACCUGCUCAAGGAGCUGAGGGGUCGGAUCACUCUCACCAUCGUUUCUUGGCCUGGAAGCCUGCUAUAGGACUACUCUGCAUGUGGGAGGGGCUUAUCACAUUGACCCUGCAC
Messenger RNA from Sinocyclocheilus grahami, 2761 nucleotides. Its product is annotated as E3 ubiquitin-protein ligase LNX-like. Gene Ontology annotation, biological process: ubiquitin-dependent protein catabolic process. Gene Ontology annotation, molecular function: ubiquitin-protein transferase activity; protein binding. The transcript is spliced from 11 exons. Gene Ontology annotation, cellular component: cytoplasm. The coding region runs from base 336 to 2717 and encodes 793 amino acids. Lineage: Eukaryota; Metazoa; Chordata; Actinopteri; Cypriniformes; Cyprinidae. The record is from RefSeq and is a predicted model, not a curated record.